AUGCCGCACGAAAUCGCUGAUUCGGACGCCGAGUCCGACCUCGACUCUCCUGGUAGACAACCGAUUUUAGGUGAAACUAUGACUGAGCAUGGAGGGACAGCAGCAUCGUCACAGAUCAAUUUUGACGAGUACAUGGACCCGACACAACGCCUCUCCUCCCUCGAAAGCGCUGAGAGAACCUCUGCCAACACCAUCGGGCUUUUUGAUGGCAUAAGCGAGGCGCAUGAUGCACUCAUCCCUAACGCCGCUCAUGGGCAAAGACCAGAUUCUGCGGAUCCGCCCCCAGUUGCACGUUCCAGAAAGCGAGCACACAGCGCAAUGUACAAAAGCCCCGACAUAGCUGACUAUGAUGUCUCAGUCAAACUCUCUACAACUAAGAGGACGAAGACUUAUAGCCACCGGUCAAAAUCUGGUGCAGCUGAGCACCAGGAUCUAUUCGCCACAUCCCCAGAGCUACUCUUCCAGGCUGAAAACAAGGCAUCAGUAGGUCAAUCCGAUGAUAGCAACACUAGAGAGGCCGCUCCCUCGUUCUCAGACCAGUCCACGAGCUUGGCGGUUUCACACCUCAAUGGCGUCGACCGUCCAAGGCAGAUCAGCAUUCACAACUCCUUGCAGAAUAUUACUACAUCGACAGCAUCUAUGGGAGGCUAUGCUUCUAUCAAUCUUGAUUAUCGCGGUUCCGGCGAGGCUAUUGAUAUUAAUGCCAAUCCAUUUGGUUCUUUGAGCCAGGUAUCAUUAGAUGAGGAUUCCAAUCCGACCGAGACCGAAAGAGUUGCGAAUGUUUUCCGUCAAAAUCAGAAAGCUUCAGAAAAUGACCGUGUUGUGAAAGCGCCUGCUUUUAUAGAUCCUUCGCGAUUGGCGUACGAUGACCUUGAACCUUCAGAAGCUUAUUUGAAUGGGAACGAGGAGGACAAAUUUACACCAGCGGACCCAAUGCCUGCUCCAGAUAAGACUUCCAUCGCUGAGGACCAAGUCCUGCCAAAGAAGCACGGACGCAGGCCGAAGAACUCGAGGAUGCUCUCUGAAUCCCCGGCUCCGGCUGUACCUGAUAAAGCAAUGGAUGAGCACGAUCUCCCGGAUCCGGAGCUGAUACGAAGGUCUAGACAAGGUACUUCUAAGCAGGUAGCAGAGGCAGAUGCAGCACUUGCUGAGCAAUCCCCAGUAAAGCAGCCAACAAACGAAGUGAAUCUAAGCGAUGAACAAUUCGUCGGACUGCCAAAGGAAUCCUACAAGCCCCGUCCUAGCCGUUCACGAUCGAAAAAGCUCCCUAGUGAGGAUGACGUUUAUUCUCCUCCAAGGUUUGCGAAUAUCGCAACGGAUAGUCCUGCCAAAAGUAAGCCAUUAUCAAAUAGCACAUCACCUCGGGAUCAAGAGGCUGGGGCUCCAGUAGAAAUAUCUACCACAAAGAAAGGCGGUCGUAAAUCAAGGGUCAAACGUGCAAAGACUUCCGGAGCUGCCUUGAAAAUUACUGAACCCAUGCUUAGCGAGGGAGAGGAUGAUGUACUGUGGAUGGAUUCGAAACCUGCCCCUGUGAAGAUAGAGCUGCCUCCUGAUCUCAAGGUCCUCAAAGGAGAGGAGGGUCAGAAGUCUGUUGCAGAAGCUGAACUGGAAGCCGAGCAUAAUGUUCCGAAUGGGACAACUUCCAACAUUACGAUCGAACUACCAAUGGCAGCCAACAGGUCUUACACGGCCUCCUCUUCGAAAGCACCUCCAGUUGUAGCUGCGCCUAAGAAGCGAGGUCGGAAAUCUAAAAAAAUACAAGAAGAGCUGCGAGCGGAGCCGGAAGCUGUUGUGGUAGAUGAGCUGGAGGGAGAAGAACCACCCAACGACAACACGCGACAACCGCUGUCUGAAAAGCCGGGCAACAUCACUGCCCUCAAGGCUAGAAGCACUACACCCAAAGCGCCAACUGUGUCUCCCUUGUCCUCCCCGGAUACCAAACCGCGAACAACAACGUCGCCGACAAAAGAAACGCAAACCGGCCUACCACCCGACCCAAUCAACCUCACAACACCAACCAAGGCCACCAUCGAAAAAGGCCCCACGAAACACUCCCCAAUCAACCCGCCCUCUCUCCCCGGCAGUUCACACAGCAACGGGAAGAAAACACUAUAUAGAAUCGGCUUAUCGCGACGACAGAACAUCCCGAGCCUGCUACGACGUGUGCAGCGCGACAAGCCAGCCCCGAAGAUCGUGGUGGCCAAGGAGAAGGAGAAAAAGAAAAAGAAUGCCGGCGAUAAUGGCAGUGACGACGAUGACGACAACAAUCGCCUCGAAAUCAGAGGCGCAGACGGUAUGUUGGUUGAGUGGGGCGACUGA
Messenger RNA from Exophiala aquamarina CBS 119918, 2319 nucleotides. RefSeq lists its product as uncharacterized. Lineage: Eukaryota; Fungi; Ascomycota; Eurotiomycetes; Chaetothyriales; Herpotrichiellaceae. The transcript is spliced from 2 exons. Bases 1 to 2319 code for a protein of 772 amino acids. The record is from RefSeq and is a predicted model, not a curated record.